This is a messenger RNA of Prinia subflava (tawny-flanked prinia), 4874 nucleotides long. RefSeq names its product minichromosome maintenance complex component 2 (gene MCM2). The coding region runs from base 1261 to 3930 and encodes 889 amino acids. Gene Ontology annotation, molecular function: ATP binding; 3'-5' DNA helicase activity; single-stranded DNA binding. Gene Ontology annotation, biological process: double-strand break repair via break-induced replication; DNA replication; mitotic DNA replication initiation. Lineage: Eukaryota; Metazoa; Chordata; Aves; Passeriformes; Cisticolidae. The transcript has 16 exons. The record is from RefSeq and is a predicted model, not a curated record. Gene Ontology annotation, cellular component: nucleus; MCM complex.
AUGGAUUAAUGGUUGGCCUCCAUGACUUUGAGGAUCUUUUCCAACCUUCAUGGUUCUGAACCUUCCCAUGAUUCCAACCUUUGUGAUUCUGUGACCUCUAAGAUCAUCAAGCCCACGGUGGUCUCUAGCAACCUACAAGUGGGGCCAUCUUGGGGGAUGUCCCUGUGUCUGUUUCACUCCGAGCACCAGCCAGCUCCCUGCCAUGUGUCACCGAGAAGAGGCUGAGCCACUCUCCUAUUUAUAUCAUGAUGCUCCUGCUUUGCUAUAUUAGAACCAGCCUGAAUCAUCCAGCUGGACCCCUGGAAGAUCCAUUUCAGAUUGUCAGCUGCCUCUUCAGUCACUUUUGCUUCUGGUGUCUCCUGUUUCAGGGUCAUUGUCUCACAUCCGAGUCCAGCCAAGAGCAGAAAUAGCCUAAUACUAAAUAGUGGUCAGAAACCCUUCAGAGAAUGCAGAUCUUCAAAAUCCAAACCACCUGCUGUUAUGCAAGACCCUGUGGCCUGGAAGGAAGCAUUCCACCUCCCUGCCAAACAUCAGCCCAUUGCUUGUUUGUAUCUCUAAAUUCCUCUUCCAGUCUCUGUGGGACAGUUGCUCUUGAGUUCCUCUCACAAAUGGCAUUUGCUUGCUGCACUGAACAGCUGGAGAGACAAAUGAGCCUGUUCUCCAGAACAGCUCUAAUCAGCCCCCUCUUACUUUUAGCACAUAGAGGCUCGCAUUUACAAAAAAAAAAAAAAAAAAAAAAAAAAAAAAAAAAAAAAAAAAGGAAAACCCCAAACAAACAAACCAGGCACGCAAACAAACAAAAAAACCCCACAAAAUGCCAGAACCUCCUUCCUACCUCUUGUAGUUUCAGCGAGAAUCAGAACAAAGAUUUUUGAAUUGGGUCAGUGGCAAACCCACUCAAGUCAGGCUUGAUUUUAGCUGCCGAAGAGGCAGCCAUGAAUUCACACGUGGGCACGGGAAUUCACAGUGGGAUCUCUCCUGUGACUCGGGUUCCCGGGAGGAGGAGACACCUCGAGCCCAGAGAGAAAUGUUAACCAAAGUUUGCCAGUGCCGCCGACCAGCCGCCUGAGACCCUUCGGCCGGGGGUGACCGGGGGUGGCCGGGGGUGGUGCUGUGUCCCGCCCGUUCCGGGCUCCGGCCCCUUCGUGCAUAUUCACAAGGAGGCGGUGUCCAUCAUGCCGUUAUUCAUGAGGUUUCGCGCGCUUUUGUGACCACGUGGGUUGGUUUUCGCGCGGAUCGCUAGCGGGGCAGGAAGCGGCGAUGAUGGCGGACUCCUCCGAGUCGCAGGCAGCGGUGACCAGCCCCGUGCGGAGCUCCCGCCGCGGCGAUGCCUUCACGUCCAGCCCCGGUCGGGACCUGCCCCCCUUCGAGGAUGAGUCCGAAGGGCUCCUGGGGACCGAGGGGCUCCCCGAAGAGGAGGAAGAAGGGGAAGAGCUCAUUGGGGAGGGGAUGGAAAGGGACUACCGGCCCAUCCCGGAGCUGGAUGUGUAUGAAGCAGAGGGCCUGGCCCUGGAUGACGAAGAUGUGGAGGAGCUGACUGCCAGCCAGCGGGAAGCUGCCGAGCGAGUGAUGAGGCAGCGGGACCGUGAGCUGGAGCAGGGCAUGGGCCGCAUGAGGAGGGGGCUGCUCUACGACAGUGACGAUGAAGAUGAAGACCGUCCUGCACGGAAGAGGCGGCUGGCAGAGCGGGCUGCUGAAGGGAUGGAAGAGGAAGAUGAAGACAUGAUUGAGAGCAUUGAGAACUUGGAAGACAUGAAAGGACACUCAGUGAGGGAGUGGGUUUCCAUGGCAGCUCCCCGGCUUGAGAUCUAUCACCGCUUCAAGAACUUCCUGAAGACCCAUGUGGAUGAACAUGGGCACAAUGUCUUCAAGGAGAGGAUCAGUGACAUGUGCAAAGAGAACAGAGAGAGUCUGGUGGUGAACUAUGAGGAUCUGGCAGCCCAGGAGCAUGUCCUUGCCUACUUUCUACCUGAAGCUCCAGCAGAGAUGCUUAAGAUCUUUGAUGAAGCAGCCAAGGAAGUGGUGCUGGCCAUGUACCCCAAGUAUGAUCGUAUUGCUCAGGAGAUCCAUGUCCGUAUCUCCCACCUCCCUCUGGUGGAAGAGCUGCGGUCACUCAGGCAACUGCAUUUGAAUCAGUUGAUCCGGACCAGUGGAGUGGUGACAAGUUGCACAGGGGUCCUGCCUCAGCUCAGCAUGGUCAAAUACAACUGCAGCAAGUGCAACUUCAUCCUAGGACCGUUUUUCCAGUCACAGAACCAGGAGGUGAAACCCGGUUCCUGUCCAGAGUGUCAGUCUCUUGGCCCAUUUGAAAUCAACAUGGAAGAGACAGUCUACCAGAACUAUCAGCGCAUCAAGAUCCAGGAGAGCCCUGGGAAGGUGGCUGCGGGCAGGCUGCCCCGCUCCAAGGAUGCCAUUCUCCUCGCUGAUCUGGUGGACAGCUGCAAGCCAGGAGAUGAGAUUGAGCUGACAGGGAUCUACCACAACAACUACGAUGGCUCCUUGAAUACUGCCAAUGGGUUCCCAGUGUUUGCAACUGUGAUCCUGGCCAACCACAUCGCCAAGAAGGACAACAAGCUGGCCGUUGGGGAACUGACUGAUGAAGAUGUGAAAGUGAUUGUGGGUCUAUCCAAGGAUGAGCAAAUUGGGGAGAAGGUUUUUGCCAGCAUUGCUCCAUCUAUUUAUGGACAUGAAGAUAUCAAAAGGGGCUUGGCUUUAGCUCUCUUUGGUGGAGAGCCCAAAAACCCAGGUGGCAAACACAAAGUUCGUGGUGACAUCAAUGUGCUUCUGUGUGGAGACCCUGGUACUGCAAAAUCACAGUUUCUUAAAUACAUAGAGAAGGUGUCAAGCAGAGCAAUUUUCACCACUGGCCAGGGUGCUUCUGCUGUGGGUCUCACAGCCUAUGUGCAGAGGCACCCAGUCAGCAAGGAGUGGACUUUGGAGGCAGGAGCCCUUGUGCUGGCUGACAGAGGUGUCUGCCUGAUUGAUGAAUUUGACAAGAUGAAUGAUCAGGAUAGGACCAGCAUCCAUGAAGCCAUGGAACAGCAAAGCAUUUCCAUCUCCAAAGCAGGCAUUGUCACAUCCUUGCAAGCUCGUUGCACCAUUGUUGCUGCUGCCAAUCCCAUAGGUGGGCGAUACGACCCGUCGCUGACGUUCUCAGAGAACGUAGACCUGACAGAGCCCAUAAUCUCUCGAUUCGAUAUCCUGUGCGUGGUGAGAGACACGGUAGACUCAGUGCAGGAUGAAAUGCUUGCCCGGUUUGUUGUUGGCAGCCAUGUCAAGCACCACCCAGGCAGCAAGGAGGCAGUGAAUGGGGACACUAAUGAGGUCAUCCUUCCCAACACCUAUGGGGUUGAACCCAUUCCUCAAGAGAUCCUGAGGAAAUAUAUCAUCUACGCCAAAGAGAAGGUCCACCCAAAACUCAACCAGAUGGACCAGGACAAGGUGGCCAGGAUGUACAGCGACCUCAGGAAGGAGUCUAUGGCAACGGGCAGCAUCCCCAUCACGGUGCGGCACAUCGAGUCCAUGAUCCGCAUGGCCGAGGCGCACGCCCGGAUGCACCUGCGCGAUUACGUGGUGGAGGACGAUGUCAACAUGGCCAUCAGGGUGAUGCUGGAGAGCUUUAUUGACACACAGAAGUUCAGUGUCAUGCGGAGCAUGCGCAAGACGUUCUCCCGCUACCUCUCAUUCAAGCGAGACAACAACGAGCUGCUGCUGUUCAUCCUGAAGCAGCUGGUUGCAGAGCAGGUGAUGUACCAGAGAAACCGCUAUGGAGCCCAGCAAGACACCAUAGAAGUCCCAGAGAAGGACCUCAUGGACAAGGCUCGGCAGAUCAACAUCCACAACCUCUCAGCCUUUUAUGACAGUGAAGUGUUCAAGAUGAACAGGUUCAGCCGGGAUGUGAAGCGGAAGCUGAUUGUGCAGCAGUUCUGAGGCUGGCAGCCACAUGCUUCUGUGAGAUGAGACCUCCAUCUUGCAGCCCUGCAGGAAUGCUACUGAGAUUGAGCCAGAGGGACUAGGUUGCACGUCUUCUUGCUUGCUUUGUACCUAAUGGAUUAAGGGAGUGCUGAGCUGCUGAAGACCUUGUAAAUAGAACAGAAUUAAGUAGUUAAAUGCCCUGUCAAGUCUGUUUAGCAACUUCGUUCACUAUUUUGCCUUGUAGCUAAGCACAGAAGGGAGAGAAUUGCUGGCGAUAUACAUGGCUUGCUUUCUGUUUGUUUGUCACUAGUUGUUACAGGCUCCUCUGCAAGAGAGACCAAGUGGGAGCAUUUGGAAAACAUUAUCCAUCCCCCUUGGAUUGUAAGCACCCUCAGGGAUUCUCUGUUCCUAUCUCUGGUGACUGUACAGCCUCAUGGGUGAUCAUUGAAAUGGCUUUCAACUCUCCAUGAACCAGCCAGUCUGUGCUCCAGGCCUUUGUGCAUGACACUUGACAUUUCCCCAGGUGCCCACAUGGGUUGACCUUGUGGUGCUUGGUUUCUGCAGGGAAGGAGGGGGGAAGCAGAGGAAGACAAGAACUGAAACAAAACAUAGCUCUUUCUGAUCUUAAUGAUGAUCUGUAUGGUCACUGAAAACUUCAGUACCUGCUGGGGAAUCUCCAGAGGCAGGAGUGGAGAGGCUUCUCUUGCGUUAGUGGAUGUUAUCUCUCUAUAGCUGUCAGCAGGUGUGAAUUUACAGCUAAAUCCAAGUGCUACCUUUGACACCUAAACUGAACACCUCCCUCACAUCCAUUUGUUGAGGAUGGAGUAUCCGUGGUGCUGGUUUUAGGCAUGGUAGUGGAGGACGCCUAAGGUGGACGUGUUCAGGGAGGAGAGGAUGGGCUCAGUGUUCACAUGCAAUUUUCUUAUUAUGUGUGUUUUAAAUACAUUUGUUUUUCAAUA